Molecule: messenger RNA, 2822 nt
Organism: Salvia miltiorrhiza (redroot sage)
Lineage: Eukaryota; Viridiplantae; Streptophyta; Magnoliopsida; Lamiales; Lamiaceae
Product: cysteine-rich receptor-like protein kinase 44
Exons: 6
Coding region: 334-2409 (691 amino acids)
Biological process (GO): protein phosphorylation
Molecular function (GO): protein kinase activity; ATP binding
Source: RefSeq, a predicted model, not a curated record
UGCGCACGAUGACAUUACAGGCGUAACUCGUUAUUUGCUUACUGCUUGUUCUCAAAAUCAUUUUAUUAAUUCACUGGGUUGGCACCAAUAUUAGAACACACAUUUCAUCAGCAUUACAUUUUCUAGCUGAAAACAAAUUCAAUUGCUUUGCAUGUUCAGCGCAGCGGUCCACUUACUACUCAAAGUUGAGGUCCUAUUUCUCAAAAAUAAUAGGAGUAGUACUAAUUAUCAUUAUUAUUUAAUAAGGGUGACCAUGUAAUAAUAAUAAGUUGAAGCUGGCGACACGUACUCGUGCCCUGCACUGAAUCCAUUUCUGGUGUAAAGAUUCAUACUAUGACUUAUCAAAGAUUGUUGGCAGCGGCCUUCGUUUUGUUGAUCCAGGCAGAUCUCUUAGCCUUGGGCCAAACCGUUUGCGGCAGCAACGGUAAUUACACGAGCAACAGCCUAUACAGCGCUAAUCUGAACGCCACUCUCUCCUCUCUGUCUACAGGCAUCGACGGCAAUGGUUUCUACAACGCCUCAAUCGGGCAGGGAGCCGACAGAGUCAACGCCAUCGCGCUGUGCAGAGGCGAUGUUCAACUCAACAAAUGCCGCGACUGCGUGCAAACAGCCGCCGCCAAGAUCCUGGAUUCGUGCCCGACUCAGAAGCAGGCCUACCUCUUGGAUGAAUUCUGCACCUUACGAUACUCGAACGCUACCAUCUACGGGAUUCCGGCGACUGAUGGUGUCGCAAUGAUGUUGAGGAAUGGACAGAACGUGACGAGCCCAGAGCAGUUUAAGGCGGACCUGAGGGCGUUGCUCGAUAAUCUUCGGAGAUUGGCCGCUGCCGGCUCGUCUCUGAGGAAGGUGGCAGCUGGGAAUGCAAGUGGACCUGAUUUUCAAACCAUUUUUGGAUUAGUCCAGUGCACCCCUGAUUUGUCAUCGGGGGAUUGUACUGCUUGUUUGAUUGUUACCAUUUCAGCGAUACCCCAAUGUUGUGACGGGAAAAAAGGAGGUAGAGUCCUCAUGGCCAGCUGCAAUCUUCGUUUUGAGACCAUUCCCUUUUUCAAUGAAACUAGGCUUCAAGAACUAGAGUCUGUGCCUUGGCCGCCUCCGCCUCCACUGUCAUCGCAGCCAGGAAAGAAAAAUGGUAGCACGACUCGAACUAUUAUCAUAAUUGUGGUUGCAAUUGUUGCGUGCUUCAUACUGGCUAUAUCAGCUAUCAUCUUUCUAAGAAAGAGAAAGAAACAGAAACCAACGGAAAUUCCUCAAUGUAAGUUAAUGAUGUUUUUCGUGCACAUUCAUUCCGGCGCAUAUUCGACUCAAAUGUUUCUUUAUAAUUUUGUUGAAGCUGUGGACGAGAUUAGCACAGCCGAAUCUCUGCAGUAUGCUUUCAGCACAAUCAAAGCCGCAACAAAUAAUUUCUCUGAUCAUAAUAAGUUGGGCCAAGGUGGAUUUGGAACUGUUUACAAGGGGAAACUUCCAAAUGGUCAAGAAAUUGCCGUCAAAAGAUUCUCGGAGGAUUCUGGGCAGGGCGAUCUGGAAUUUAAGAAUGAGGUUCUCUUAUUGGCUAAGCUUCAACAUAGGAAUUUGGUUAGAUUAUUGGGUUUCUCCCUAGAAGGAAUGGAGAAGCUGCUAGUAUAUGAAUAUGUUCAGAAUGGAAGCUUGGAUAACUUCAUAUUCGACUCAGUGAAGCAUUCAGAUUUGGAUUGGGAUAGACGUUACAAGAUCAUAGUGGGCAUUGCAAGGGGAAUCCUCUACUUGCAUGAAGAUUCUCGUCUGAGGAUCAUUCACCGCGAUUUAAAAGCCAGUAAUAUACUUCUAGAUCGAGAGAUGAGCCCCAAAAUUGCUGACUUUGGUAUGGCAAGAUUGUUUGUACAAGAUGAAACGCAAGGAAAUACAAGUCGAGUUGUGGGAACAUACGGAUAUAUGCCACCGGAAUACCUAAUACACGGGCAGUUCUCUAACAAGUCCGACGUCUUCAGCUUUGGAGUAUUGGUCCUCGAAAUCAUCAGCGGCCGGAGAAACAAUGGUUUUCGAAGCGGGGAUGAAAGCGUAGGAGACCUCGUGAGCUUCGCAUGGAAAAGUUGGAAAGAAGAAAGAGGUGCAGAUGUAGUGGAUCCGUUUUUGAGGAGUGGUUCGGGGUCGACGAAUGAGAUGCUGAGAUGUACCCAUAUUGGUUUGCUGUGUGUUCAGGAAGAUGCGGCUUAUCGGCCGACCAUGGCGGCUGUGGUGCUUAUGCUCAGUAGCUUCUCCAUAACCUUGGAUUUACCUUCAGAGCCUGCAUUUUACUCUGCCACUGCUUAUGCUUCGGAUGCUUCACUUAUUCACAACUCAGACUCCACAAAAAUGAAUUCUCCUCAGCCGUCUCAUCACUCCUGCCGCUCCUCGCAAAAUGAAGCCUCCAUUACCGACUUACAUCCCCGCUGAUAUUUUUCGCCAUCAAUUGAUUUUUAUUUAUUCUUUGUUAAUCCUCUGCUUUGCCAAAUGAAGUACUCCCUCCCGUCCAUGAAAAAUAGUUUCAUUUGGGGUUCGGUUCGGAUUUUAAGAAAGUUAUUAAAGUAAGUGUAAGUGAGAUAAAUUAAAGGUAUAAUUUGUAGGGGUAUUAUUAGUAAUAGUUAUGCGCUUAUUGAUGGACAAGAUAUGAGGAUUGUUUUUAGUGAAUAUUGUAUGUGUUGUUAGAGCAAUUCCAAAAUGCUUUUACAACUAGUUGUCCUCCUGUGUGACGUAGGACGCGCAGGCAGGACAUAUUGUAUAAGUUUUCAAUUUUUAAAUUUUGUAAAAAUGUCAGCAUUAUUUAUGAGUUAGAUUAAUAAAUAAAAAAUUAAUUUAUAUUAAUUAAA